Molecule: messenger RNA, 2795 nt
Organism: Trichechus manatus latirostris (Florida manatee)
Lineage: Eukaryota; Metazoa; Chordata; Mammalia; Sirenia; Trichechidae
Gene: ARSK
Product: arylsulfatase family member K
Exons: 8
Coding region: 254-1882 (542 amino acids)
Molecular function (GO): glucuronate-2-sulfatase activity; arylsulfatase activity
Source: RefSeq, a predicted model, not a curated record
UGACUAACUGGGAAUUGCAGAGUUUGAUUAGCUCGGUAUUUGAUUAAAAGGUCUUAACAUGAGCUAAACUAGGGAUUCCCCUUUUGCGCAUAUGCACGCUCUGAACCUGAUGGGAGUUGUAGUUCUGCGGAAGAAGGGCUGACUUAGGAGGGAAACAAACUGGUCCCCGCUCUCUCCUCUCCUGGAGGGAAUUCCGAGAGGGAGGAGGCGGAGCCAGCGGCCAGAGGCUGGGCUUUCAGGACCGCUGCCUGCGAUGCUUUUGCUGUGGGUGUCAGUGGUCGCUGCUUUAGCGCUCGCUGCGCCUGCCCCCGGAGCAAGUGGGCAGAGAGGGCUAGCAGCUCGGGCCUUGCCCGAGUUGCCUAAUGUGGUGCUGGUGGUGAGCGAUUCCUUCGAUGGAAGACUCACAUUUCAUCCAGGAAGUCAGGUAGUGAAACUUCCUUUUAUCAACUUCAUGAAAGCUCGUGGCACUACCUUUCUCAAUGCCUACACAAACUCUCCAAUUUGUUGCCCAUCACGAGCAGCAAUGUGGAGUGGCCUCUUCAUUCACUUAACAGAAUCUUGGAAUAAUUUUAAGGGUCUAGAUCCAAAUUAUACAACAUGGAUGGAUGUCAUGGAGAAGCAUGGCUACCAAACACAAAAAUUUGGAAAACUGGAUUAUACUUCAGGACACCACUCUGUUAGCAAUCGUGUGGAAGCAUGGACAAGAGAUGUUGCUUUCUUACUCAGACAAGAAGGCAGGCCUAUGGUUAAUCUUAUCCCUAAUAAGACUAAAGUAAGAGUGAUGGAAAAGGACUGGACAAAUACAGACAGAGCGGUAAAUUGGUUAAGAAAGGAAGCAGUUAAUUAUACUCAACCAUUUGUUCUUUACUUGGGAUUAAAUUUACCACACCCUUACCCUUCACCAUCUUCAGGAGAAAAUUAUGGAUCUUCAACUUUUCACACAUCUCUUUACUGGCUUGAAAAAGUAGCUGAAAAUGCCAUCAAAAUCCCAAAGUGGUCGCCUCUGUCAGAAAUGCACCCUAUAGAUUAUUACUCUUCUUAUACAAAAAACUGCACUGGGAAGUUUACCAAAAAAGAAAUUAAGAAUAUUAGAGCAUUUUAUUAUGCUAUGUGUGCCGAGACAGAUGCCAUGCUUGGUGAAAUUAUUUUGGCUCUUCGCCAGUCAGAUCUUCUUGAGAAGACUAUUGUCAUAUUCACCUCAGACCAUGGAGAGUUGGCCAUGGAACAUCGACAGUUCUAUAAAAUGAGUAUGUAUGAAGCCAGUGCCCAUGUUCCACUUUUGAUGAUGGGUCCAGGAAUUAAGGCCAACCUACAAGUAUCAAAUGUGGUUUCUCUUGUGGACAUUUACCCUACUAUGCUUGAUAUUGCUGGAAUUUCUGUGCCUCAGAACCUGAGUGGAUACUCUUUGUUGCCAUUAUCAUCAGAAACAUUUAAGAAUGAACACAAAUUCGAAUACCUACAUCCACCCUGGAUCCUGAGUGAAUUCCAUGGAUGUAAUGUGAAUGCUUCCACCUACAUGCUUCGAACUAACCAAUGGAAGUAUAUAGCGUACUCUGACGGUGUUUCAGUGUUGCCUCAGCUCUUUGAUCUUUCCUCGGAUCCAGAUGAAUUAACAAAUAUUGCUACAAAAUUUCCAGAAAUUACUUAUUCUUUAGAUCAGAAGCUCCAUUCCAUUAUAAACUACCCUAAAGUUUCUGCUUCUGUCCACCAAUACAAUAAAGAACAGUUUAUCGCCUGGAAACAAAGUAUAGGGCAGAACUAUUCAAAUGUUAUAGCAAACCUCAGGUGGCAUCAGGACUGGCUGAAGGAACCAAUGAAGUACGAAAAUGCAAUCAAUCAGUGGCUUAAAAACCCACUAAUCCAAGAGUUUGAACAAAAAUAAGGAAAUAAUGUUCUACAGCUACUUAUUAAUAUACUAAAAGAUCAUAAUCAAUGAUAUAUUUUAAAUAUUAUAGUUUAACAUUACUGAUUUUUAGUUACUUUUAAGGAAUUUAUUAUACUUUAAAACAAAAUAUUAUUUUUAAAACAAAAUACCAAUGAUUGAAGAAUUACAUAUUUUCAAAAUAGCUACUAUUAAAACGUCAUUCUUACCAAUUUCUAACAACUUCAUGGAAAUAUUAAAAGGUUGGAAGCAAAUACUAUAAUAUAAAGCUAUGCUCCUCUGAAGAAUAUAGAAUAUUUUAAGAUUUAUGGAUUAUCACCUAUAAGCCAUAGAAUAGUUAUUUCUGAGUAUUUGAUGGGACUUAGACAAUUUGCUCAACCCUGGCUAUGACUGACUUUAUUACUAUUUUUUUAAAUAGGUAAUAUAUGCACAAGGUACAAGCUUCAAAAAGGUACAGAAAAGUUAACACUGAGCAUGAAGUCUCUCCCUCCUUUCCCACUCCCCCAGCCACCAAGUUCCCCUCCCCAAAGGCAAGUCUUGUAACUUUCUUAUAUAUGCAUUUACAAGCAAACAUACAGUUUUUUCACACAUAAAUGGUACACAUUAGACACACUGUUCUGCAUUUUUUCCUACCUAACAGUAUAGGUACCUAGAAGUGGAAUUGCUGGGUCAAGAGGAUAUCUAGCAAAAUUAUGCUAAAUACUGCCCAGUUACCUCUAAAGAAGUUAUACCAGUUUAUACUGCUACCAUAUGCAUGCCUUCACAUUCUUGCCCACGUGGUAUAUUAUCAAAAAUGUUUAUCUUAGAAGGUUCUGGAUAGAGGGGAGAAAAAUGUAGAACAAAAUUCAAAUUCACAAAAAAAGACCAGACUUACUGGUCUGACAGAGACUCGAGGGACUCCCAAAACUAUGGC